CUCCCUUUCCAUCUGCGAUGUUUUGGUAUCCGAGAUAUACCAGCGGCAAAGAUGCCUUUCUGACGUUAUGAUUCUCACUGACAGGAUACAUUCUAUUACCUCGUUGACUGACACCAUCUCCUCGAUUGUGUGUUGUGUCGGUAAGGGGAGGGGGACGCUACCGGUCGCUGGCUGUCUGGAAAGAAGCUCCCGAGCCAAUAUAGCAAGAGAUAAUCAUCAGCGUCAAACAUGCCGAUGUUGUCGCUUGAUCAAGCGCAUCUCGACUUUGAAAUUCUCAUUGAUAGCCUUGAGGUCGUCGCAUACUGAACAGAACCUAUCUGCUCGGUAGUCAUUCUCAACGAUAGAGCCAAUCAAGCGGAAUCAUGCCCAGAGAACGAAGGAAGCGAUCACCGUCGCAUAACUUGAACCUUCAAGAUGUUUCACUCGUUGCAGGGACAACGCCAACCGGCGAGGAUUUGUCUCGAAUCGCAGGAGAUCCAAACCCACCUCGAUCAACGAGACGAUCCACUGUACCGGCCUUCGAUCAUCCUGAGCCCAAACAUCCGAGACGAGCUCGACCCAAGAUUCAAACAACGUCAUCAUCAUCAUCAUCAGCAGGCCCCUUGGUUGUCCCAUAUCCAAUAGGACCAUUAUCGAAUCGAAGCAAAAGGUUCGACCAGAAACAUCACCUAGGGGUCUCUCCUAGCGCUCCUAGUGUACCCACCCCUCUCAGUUCCACUCCCAGUCAUGUGUUCCAUCCCUCUCCGUCUACAGCCAUCGCCAGAUCAAAUUCAUCUCGUCAUAUGGUUCAUGCGCUUUCGGCUCCACUGCCAACUCCCAUCAGUGCAACGUCGAAUACUCCGCCCAUCAUACCUUCUCUUCCCGUUCCCCUGGUAACACCUCUACCAAAACCUCUACCGGACCUCAUCCAAAAGCACGACUCCUCAACUCGAGGCAAAGGUAGAAGUUCAGCUCGGAACGUGUCUAGCGUCUCUACCUCUCGGCGCUCGAGAAAAGACUACGAAACGUAUAGCGGAGGCACACCACCCAGUGGUUAUCGAGAUAUGGCUCAUCAACCACGUCUUCAGCUAUCCAAUUCUGGCCUCAAUGAUGCAGCAUCACCAGCUCGAAUCGAUAUGGCAGCUGCUUCAGCUAUCACCACAGCUCAGAUCGCUGAUCAGAGGAGUAAUCGAUUCCAUAGAGCACAUCGCUUCGAGAGAUUACCUUUGACUCCAAGAUCAAGGUCCCCCAUUACGUUUACCUUCUCAGGUGAACCCUCGGAAUACUUUGCCCUCUGGCGAGGGCGCCGUGUUCGACUACCGGGUCCCCUUCCAUGGCCAUGCGAUAGUCUCGAGCUGGAGCGAGUCGAAGCUCAACAUUGGCUCACGCGGCUUCUGCUGGGGUAUCCAUUUCUCGGGCCAGUCACUGAGGUCCUGAGGGAGAAGCCCGAUGGUAGAGUAUUAGACGUGGCGACGGGCGUAGGGGUCUGGGCGAUGGACGUGGCGGAGAUGUUCCCUUGGGUCAAGGUCGUCGGGUGUGACAAUGUGCCGAUACAGGAGCGGGAGACCUGUGAGAAUGUCGAAUGGGACAUUGUAGAUCUCGAAGAUCUCCCAUACGAGCCUGAAUCAUUCGACGUGAUACAUAUCCGAUUCUCUCAUCUCAGAAUUGCGUCGUUCCCUCUCUUACUCAAGAAUGCCUGGCGAUUGCUCCGAAGGGGAGGUAUCCUGCUCGUCUUCGAUACGUCCUCACCGCCCAUCUUGUCCAAUGGCAAGACGCCGACUGGCGCUCAAGCUUGGACAGAUGCAUUUCAUCGAUCGCUUCAGAAUGCAGGCAUGGCGCCUUUCAAGGUGAUGAUGAGCUCACGACAUCCGCUGGUGUCUGUUGUUUUAUUCCAAAGAGUCACUUGACUGAUUUUUCGUCUGUUGACUCGCAGGUCGACGAUGUGGUACAUAUCUUCAGCAACGAAGAUAUUGUAGGCAAUGACAUGCGUGUUCCUAUAGGACACGGUGAGGGACGCAUGGGCCAACUCGGCAAGAUUCACGUCAUCAACACGACUGCGUUCCUUGAAGCUGCUCGAUUG
This is a messenger RNA of Kockovaella imperatae, 2059 nucleotides long. RefSeq lists its product as hypothetical. The transcript is spliced from 6 exons. Gene Ontology annotation, molecular function: methyltransferase activity. NCBI's taxonomy places the organism in Eukaryota, Fungi, Basidiomycota, Tremellomycetes, Tremellales, Cuniculitremaceae. Bases 363 to 1886 code for a protein of 507 amino acids. The record is from RefSeq and is a predicted model, not a curated record.